GAGAAUGGAAUGGCCGUGGUGUUGAAAGAUUUGCAGGGAGGAGGGGAAGAGAUCAAAUUUGCAAAAUCCAAGCAAUAUAGUUGCAGUCCAUUUCCUGUCGGGGGUUUUGCUCUGUUGGAAGAUUUUGGAAAUUGUAAACCCUGCAAAACCAAUCACCAUCGCCAUCGAUGGACCAGAAUCAGAGCUUGCCGACCGCCAUUACCGACUUGAAUGAAGAUUCUCUGGCUCACUGCGCCACAUUCCUCAACCUCCACGACAUCUUCAAUCUCGCCACCACCUGCAAAUAUCUCCGACAAGCAGCCUAUUCCGAAUCAAUCUGGCAACGCCUUUUCAGGGAGCGAUGGCAGCAACUAUUACCGCCUCUUGAUUCUUCCGUAGCUUCAGGAGGAGCUAGGGAUGCGUACUUGGCUAGGCUUUCCGCUCUUCAACAGUUCAAGUUUGAAGAUCCAUUGGUUGUUGAUAUGUUGACCGAACCCGAGCCUUAUAACCUUAUGCUUUUGGAUAGAGAUGAUGUAUUUGUUUCCCGGGGCUCCUCAAUUCGAAUGAUGAAAAUCCCCAAAAUUUUUGGCAGGAGUCAUUCUCUUACCACUCUGAAUGAUCACAAUGCGCGUAUCACUUGUAUGAGGUUGUUUCCCCUUACAGAAACUUCAUUGUUUAGGAGUGAAGGGAAAAAAUCUGGAAAUUUUUUGGUAACUUCGAGUUCUGAUCACUCGAUCCGAUUGUGGUGGAAGGGUUCUUGUCAGAAAUGUUUUCGAGGUCAUAGUGGCCCUGUUUCAACUCUAUCAGAUAAACUAUUAGGUGAUGGUAGUAGCAAAGUACUAGCCAGUGGAGGGGAAGAUGGUACAGUUCGCCUUUGGUCUCUUGGUUCCAGUGGCAAGCGAGGCAAGAGUGCUUUAAAGGCUACACUACAUGGACAUGAGAAACCAAUUAAGUUAAUGUCAGUUGCAGGACAUAAGACAUCUCUUUUAGUGAGCAUUGCAAGAGAUUCCAAGGUCAGAGUUUGGGAUGUAACUGCAUCAUCGACUAUCCGUUCAUCAUGUUGCGUUGGAUUAACUUCUCUUCCUGGUGCUCCUAUAAACAUUAAGUGCCAUGAAUCCUUGCUCUAUGCUGCUACAAGUUCCUCCGUUGUUGCUGUCGAUUUAAGGACUAUGCAGAAAGUUCUAACUGCUGCAGCUUAUCAACCAUUUCUAUACUCAUUCGAGAUGAUUCCCUCUAAAUCCUUAAUAUGCACAGGUGGUAGAGGCAGUGCAAGGCUUUGGGAUGUAAGAAGAAACCAGGACGCUCUUAAACCUGAACCAAUAGCUGAAUUGGAUGGACAUAGAGGAGCAGUGAAUUUCCUACACAUGGAUCCCUACAAAAUAGUAACGGGAUGUCCAGAUAAUGUCGAUGUAAACGUCUGGGAGGCAGAUUCGGGUGCACACGCAAAUUCAUUGAGCUGCUGGUUCACUGAAAGUGCGGACAGCAGCACUACAUUGUCCUCUAUGGCUGUUAAUGGGUGUAGAGUUGUCACUGCCUGCUAUGCUGAAGAUCUGGGACUUCUACGCUGCAGGGACUACACCAAUGCUUCUCGUCCCAUUGUUAGACACGACGAGGUUGUCUCCAAAUUUUGGGAUUCACAAUGCUACGACGACAACAACAACGAUACCUCCGACGUGUAGUACAUCAUCUGUAAGUCGUAUAUAAUUUUAUUUUCUCUUAGUGCUCACGAUUUUGGUUUUGUCAACUUGUGCACAAUUCAGUUGAUUAAGAUAUAUACCAUCAAUCAAGAGAUUGGAAGUUC
Cucurbita moschata (crookneck pumpkin) is the source of this 1780-nucleotide messenger RNA. RefSeq names its product transcription initiation factor TFIID subunit 5-like. Bases 168 to 1658 code for a protein of 496 amino acids. Gene Ontology annotation, molecular function: protein binding. Lineage: Eukaryota; Viridiplantae; Streptophyta; Magnoliopsida; Cucurbitales; Cucurbitaceae. The record is from RefSeq and is a predicted model, not a curated record. The transcript has 8 exons.